Molecule: messenger RNA, 8200 nt
Organism: Polyodon spathula (Mississippi paddlefish)
Lineage: Eukaryota; Metazoa; Chordata; Actinopteri; Acipenseriformes; Polyodontidae
Product: NHS-like protein 1
Exons: 8
Coding region: 687-6209 (1840 amino acids)
Biological process (GO): cell differentiation
Source: RefSeq, a predicted model, not a curated record
GACUUUAGGAGAAUCAUUGGCACCUCCUUAAAAGCAGAAUACUGUGUAUUUUUUUUUUCCUUUUUAGUUUUGCAUUUUUGAUUUGAAUAUGUAAAGACAGACAAAACAAACCAAAAGGUGAUCUGUGGCAAGGAUGGGAACAGAACUGGGAUAGGAUGACUAAUCUGAAAUUGAGAAAAGUUGGGAAUGAAGUAAGGAUACUAUCCGUUGUUGUUUGCAUGGAGCAAUACCAGACUUCUCAUUUAAAUAAACAGCUUAAAGAACUAUUUGAGCAUCACUGUGAACAUUGACAGCCAUACCAAACCUUUCUGUGGAUUGACAUUUCCCUUCCAGGUAACCAUCAGUGAAUGACUUUAGUUUUAUUCAAUCACAAUUUUGUUACAGUAUUUAAUAACACACCUGCAUUCUUCAUAUCUCUAGGAAUCCCCAGCUGGAGCAUAGAGUAUUAUACUAAAAGUGGGAUCAAGCAGUUCUGGAUUUCACAUUGGAAUACAGUGCUUUGAACGUUGAGGCUGAUUUUACGUGUAUUACACAUACGUCACUGUGUUUCCUAAUGUUCACCUUGUAUUAAGAAAGUGAGCCAGCACUAAGGAUUUUCUAGCCAAGCUGAAUUUUCCCCAAGUGUGUGUAUGCAAUAACACAAAACAACAAUUACUGUCGCUGUAGUACCAUAGUUAUCUCUGAGGAUGAGGAGAGGUCGCAGUUCAGGCUCCUUCAGAAAGGAGAAGAAGGAGAAGAUGACCUCUAUAUCCCGCGCUCUGAGCUGGAUCAACUUCUCCACGCUGACCCGGCAUACCCGCCUCCUGUUCCACAGCAGUGGGGAGCUGUCGUCAGGGCAACAGGGAGAGGGGGAGGAUGACGAAGAUUGGGUUUAUGCCCCUUUGCAUCGGAAAGCUGUCUCUAACUUGGAUGACGAGAGUAAGUGGACAGUCCAUUAUACAGCCCCCUGGCACCAGCAGGAGAACAUCUUCCUGCCCACGAAUAGACCAGCCUGUGUGGAGGACCUACACCGGCAGGCCAAGGUCAACCUGAAGACCGUGCUGCGAGAAUGUGACAAGCUGAGGAACGAUGGAUUCCGCAGUUCACAGUACUACUCUCAGGGCCCCACCUUCUCAUCCAACCUGUGUGAUGGCAGCCUUCCUGAGCAUGACAACCCUGAUAGAAAGUCCACAGUUUUAUCGGCCAAGGAUGAGAAGCUAAUGUAUUCCAUGAGACCCAACACUCUGGUACUUGGUGACGUUUCUGAUAUUGACAUCCAGACCAACUGGACCAAGUCCCUCCCACUGCCGACCCCUGAGGAGAAGAUGCGCCAACAGGCCCAGGCUGUGCAGGCUGACGUCGUUCCCAUCAAUGUAACAGGGAAGACUUUUGACCGUCAGGCCAGCAUCCGGCGGUCCUUAGUUAACUCUGACACUGUGGUAAGAUGUCCGAAGAAAGUCAAAAGGAGAAAGACAAUUACAGGGGUUCCCGACAACAUCCAGAAGGAACUAGCUGGGCAUAAUGAACUUCGGGGUCACUCAAUGUACAUCCCAGGUCAAUAUUCCACUCUAGGUAGGAUAGGUAGUGGGCACUCUGCCUUGCAGAGAUCAGAGACAAGGGAUUUCAGCUGUCAGACAGAAGAAAUUAAAAUAGUGCCACCGUCAGUGAGAAGAAUUCGAGCACAGAAGGGACAAGGCAUUGCUGCUCAGAUGUCCCUGCCCAACUCUUCUUCUGGGAACAGGUCUACAGCCAAUGACACUGAGGGAGUCCUAUUUCUUCCCCAGAUUAAUGGCGACCUCCGUUUCCAUAGCCUACCAAGAUCUGGAGCAAGGGUGUCCUUGCAGUCAAUGGACAAAUCUGACAGGGCUGUAUAUAAAUCUGAAGAGACCUCUUGCAGCACCUUGCCACGGCAGAUCAGCAAACUUCAAGUGGAUGAAAGCGUGAUCCAUCUGAGGAAUACACCCAUGACAGGAACACUACCAAGGCCCAAGUCCCAAGAAGUAAGAAGCUUCCAAAGCGAUAGAGUGACAAGCCCAGCCUGUGUGGUGUCCCCUCACGCAACUUACUCAACAAGUGUCAUACCCAAUGCCACACUACCCUCAUCGACAGAGGUGAUAACAAUUCACACCACUCAAAAUUCAAGGAAAUCAAAUAACAAGACAAACUCAACAUCUACAUAUGCACCAGCCAGGCCCAUCAGUACUAUAUCCAUGAGCAAUGGGAUUGGCUUGAAGGAAGAACAAAAUUCUUCUUUUACUCCUGCAACACCAUCUUGCUGUGAUUCAGCUGCGUCCUUGAGUAUAGGAAGUAACACAGAGACAGGAUCACAGUGCAGUACUUUGGAUGGAAGAAACAGCUGCAGUAUGAAGGAUGCAAGAAGUGAUUCCAGUUACUCGGAAAGCAGUUUCCAUAGCAGGAGCACAAUCCCUGCUGAUCAGUGGAUAUAUGACACACCUGAGAAUGUCCUGCCUCAUAAGUCUUUGACAUCAAGUUGCUCCACGCCAGUCAAUCACAUUUACAGUAGCUUAGAGAGAAGUUCUAGUAAAACUGACACCAGCUCCUUGUAUUCCAUGGACAAUGACGGUUACUACACCUCCAUGCAUCUCGACUCUGGGCUUAAAGCCAGAAGCCAGUAUGGAAGCAGUAGUAUGGGGAACUCGAGACACAGUAUGUAUGAAAGUAGAGCCCAUCAAAGCCAGGAUGACAGGUUAAGUCUAAACAGUGAUAAGUCACUGUCACGUACCAUUUCUUUGAAGAAGUCAAAGAAGCCGCCUCUGCCCCCUUCUAGGACCGACUCCUUAAGACGUAAACCAGGUAAAAAGUCUAACUCCAAUGGGCCAGUCUUGAACGAAACACUGAUAGCCACCUUGCAGCAAUCGCUGCAGCUCAAUCUGAAGUGCAAGAGUGGAUCGACCCCAUCACAGAGCCCCUCCAGUGACUAUGAUGACCCCUGGGUGUUGCGCUCCCGAAGCCAGAGCACAGUCAGUGCCAGCAGCAGCAGCAGCAUGUCCACCUCUGGGCCAAACAUCUACUCCAUUUGCCCUGUCACCCCUUCACAGAGUGAUACCAGCAGUAUCAGGUCAGAGUACGCUGAUGCCUGGGGAUAUUACGUGGACUUCCCUGGGGUCCAAGACAGUCAACUGAAGUCUGCAAGUGUUGGUGCAGUUCUUGGGGAUUAUGGCAAUGGUUGCAGCCUCCCCAGUGGGUCAAGGGCUUUCAACCUGCAACAAGCACCAGGCACAUCUGUAAAGACAAAGAUGACCACCUCUCCAGAUAAGGUGCGCCGAGUAACCUCACCAUCCAGCGGGUACUCGAGCCAAUCCAAUACUCCCACUGCUGGCACUCCAGUGCCAGUCUUCUUGAGGUCUAUGUCACCUGCAGGUGGGAAGUCCAAGCCAAAAGUGCCUGAAAGGAAGUCAUCCUUGUUAUCAUCUGUGUCUGUCUCCUCCUCUUCUACAUCCUUGUCAUCAAAUACUUCUGACACACCAAGGAAUCAUGCCAAUCUCAUGAAUCCUCCGCCUCCACCCCCUCCAUUACCUCAACCUGGCAUUCCUAUGGCUCCUCCUCUCCCUCCUGGCUCUUUCAUGGAUCCCUUUUUUACCAGUGGCCCACCAAAGGCCCCUCCACCUCCCCCACCACUACUUCCCCCAAGCUCUUCCAUGGUAACUUCAUCUCCUGUCUUUACAGCAACUCAAAUGUUUACUCCCCCACCCGCACCACCACUCCCUCCACUACUCCCACAAGUUCCUGCAAUGACCUCUCCAACUGCACCCAACACCUCUCCUCCACACCCCACUUCUCCUAGCUUCCCUCCUCCUCCACUACUCCCACAAGUUCCUGCAAUGACCUCUCCAACUGCACCCACCACCUCUCCUCCACAUCCCACUUCUCCUAGCUUCCCUUCUCCUCCACUACUCCCACAAGUUCCUGGAAUGACCUCUCCAACUGCACCCACCACCUCUCCUCCACAUCCCACUUCUCCUAGCUUCCCUCCUCCUCCACUACUCCCACAAGUUCCUGGAAUGACCUCUCCAACUGCACCCACCAUCUCUCCUCUACAUCCCACUUCUCCUAGCUUCCCUCCUCCUCCACUACUCCCACAAGUUCCUGCAAUGACCUCUCCAACUGAACCCACCACCUCUCCUCCACAUCCCACUUCUCCUAGCUUCCCUCCUCCUCCACUACUCCCACAAGUUCCUGGAAUGACUUCUCCAACUGCACCCACCACCUCUCCUCCACACCCCACUUCUCCUACGUUCCCUUCUCCUCCAACAGAGGUCCUGUUGGAUCCUUCCUUCACAAUUGAUGUUAUCCACAGUCUGCCUUCUCCACCUCUUUUUCAUGUUCAUAUUCCUGUUACUCCAUUUCCCCCUCCCCCUCCUGCACCUCCUUUACCUGCUGUGGUUCCACCACCAGCUCCACCACUCAACCUGAAAGCCCUAAAAGUUGCCAUUAAGCCUACAAAUCCUGCCAGUAUCUUCAACAAUCAGCAUCCUGCUUCCAGUGAUAAGGGAAAGAGGCCUACUUCUAAUCAGCUUGAAUCCAGCAAGACAAUGAUGCCACUCAUCACACCUAAAACCCUUCAGAUGGUGCAAUUGAGGUCUGUCAGAAAGCCAGAAAUACUAGAAUUUGAAAAGACUACCCAAAAUCCUCAGGUAAAAGGUGAACUUAUUAAUUCCCAGAAUCCUUCUUCACCGGAAAAGCCCAAAUUGCUGGAACGUCCAUCUUCAUUGCAGACUAGUUCCACGAUAAAUGGCUUGAAGAAACCACCAACACCGGUUAAGAACUUCCAGUUAGUUAUUGCUAAGGAUGCUCAGAUCUCUGAGGCAAUAUCAGGUCCAGCCACUAGCAAUGACAUGUCUGAAAACCCUACAAUGCCAAACAAGUUGGAUGUCUUCUCAGGGAGAACAGGUGAGCUUCAGCCUUGCUCUCACACAACCUCACCUCAGGAGAAUGAAGCAUCUCCAUCUAAAGGAGGCAACACCACCCCUCCCAAAAAGAAACCCCUUGUCUUUUCAAAGAAACCCAACCUCACCCUGACUGUGCCGCCUGGGCAGACACUGUUGAUCAAAGCAGAGAACCAAGACUUGACAAAGGCACAUGUAACAAAGGUCCUAAGCCCUGAGAAUGGGGUUUCAAUUGCUACUGAAAACAGUGAGGAAGAGAAUGGCCUACUCAAGGUGCUACAGAGUGGAGAGGAGACAGAUUCUGGCAACUCGACUUCUGUAGCCAAAACCCCUGACUCUCUUUCCAGUGAGAGUACUGCAGAUGGCUUUUGGAAGGUUCAGACCUCGCUUAUCCAGCAGGAGGAACAGACCCUUUCAGACAACAAAAAUAUUUCAGAUGUUGAUGGAGACAGCAGCACUUCGGGAUCCAUAAGUUCCAAAGAAGAUGAAAAUGGUGAGGUUUUUGAAACAAACACAGCUAGCUCAUCGCCAGUAUCAAGUACUUGUGGAGAAAGUUCUGAAGAGAUGGCUACACCAACUAGACCCAGAACUACAGAUGAUUUGUUUGCCGCUAUACACAGAUCCAAAAGGAGAGUUCUGGGGAGGAAGGACUCCGAGGAAGACCGUGCAUGGAACCACUCCCCGUCUCCCCCUGUCACACCCACCGGAGGGGUCCCCAGCCUGGCCUCGCCGCACCGUCAGACAGGCUCCAUCCAGCGCAGCAUACGCAAAUCUGCCACCAGCAGUGACAACUUCAAGGCCCUACUGUUGAAGAAGGGCAGUCGCUCUGAGACCAGCUUCCGCAUGUCUGCCACAGAGAUGCUGAAAAACACAGCUCCCAAAUUCCAGAGGACAUGCUCAGAGUCCACUCUGGAUCUCCCUGACAGCCAUAGCGGCUCCCCCGGGAAGAACAAGCCAGCACAGGAUGAAUGGGCCAAGAGCGAGGGGUUUCUACCCAGGAGAGACUCCCUCUUAGGCACCAAGUACGGUCGCUCACGCACGCCUCCAUCAGCUGCCAGCAGCAGGUUCAAUGCCCGUAACCGCAUCCUCAGCAGCCCGAUGACAGUCAUUUGUGAGGGAGAGGGUGAACUGGCAGAAUCAAUUCACUCUAAGUCCACUUCCAGCUCAGGGAAUGCAAACGAAAUGUCCACAGGCAUGUUUCAAAGCAGCCAAAACUUAGUACAUACUUUACCAUUGCAAGAAGAGACCUCCAGUCCUACUUCCCAAACAAAGAAAUCUGAGAAAGUGUGUCCCUCUGAGAACUGCAAUGGCACUUUAUUGUAGGAACAAAGCAGUUAAGGGCUGGGGGACCCUCGAACUGACAUUUCUGUGAUAAUCGUGGUAGGCAGAAAACUUUGAAGAGAAGCAACCCUACUUCGUACCGGGACUCUCCCUCACAUGACAAAUAGGGUGCUUUGGAGUGUUGAGGCUCUCGGAGAAAAAGGACUGUAAACUGAAGGCAGAGCCUGUGAAAACUGAACAUUUCUUUUUUUGUAAGGAUUGAAAAUAAAUCAUGACUGCAAUGUUUCUGUUUUAUUUUCAUCAGUUAUUUUGCAGGAAAUUACAAAAGUAGAUAGAAAGCUAGGCUGUAACUUAGCAGUAGGUGGUAAACGGUGUAAGUUUUCAGGUAGUUUCUGCUGGGUUGAGCUGACAUGAGUGGUGCUACAGUUUAAAGAAAGUAGCUGGGCUGGAACUAAAGGCAAAUAGUUUCUUCUACAAUUUUGACAAAAAGGAAAGCAUUGAAUUACUUUAUGUGAGAAUGCACAAAGUGAAGGUAACAAGACUUUUUUUCUUUCUUUUCAUUGAAUAUGUUGUGCAAAAAACUGCUCCAGCCUUAUUUAGUGGGUUUUUUAAAAUUUUUUUAUUGGUUCACUCCACCAUGGAAAAUGUGGUGUAUUUUUAUAGUACGUAAAUCUUUUGAUAACAAUGAAUAUGGCUCAUCAACACAGCCGGCCUCACAUCUUUUUGUAGCAAUAUCUAAAAUAGAAAGGGUUAAAACAUAUGUUGUAAAAUAAAAAAAAAAAAAAAAAAAAAAAAAAAAAUGUAAGACAGCUUGCCGAAACAGCAUGAGGUGUUUAUAUAAAAACAAGAUGGCACGGCCACAGUGAAAGUACAUUGUAGGUUUUGAAAACCUUUGUAGAUAUGUUUUAGUGUGUAGAUUUUGCACUACAAUUACUAUUUUUGGAAGAACUUACUGUUUGAGAUAAAGGAUGAUGAAACAUAACUGACCACCCUGACAUACUUGCUAACAUUUGGUUACCAAAGAUAACGUUUUUUUUUUUUUUUUUUUUGUCAAAGUUCACAGUUAAUUAAAGGAGUCUAACCUAUGUUAACAGUUUUUCUUUUGGCAAACCUUUUGAAAACAGUAAAAACUGACUUGUGUGCUCAUUGUGUAUUGUUUUAACUUUUUACAACUGACACAAUUUAAUUUUCCUGUGCAGUUUUGUAUUGUUUGUAAAUAUAUAGAAACUGUAAAAGUACCUUUUGACGUCUUUAUGCUUUACAGAAUGUGUACAUUUUUAGAACCUUUUUGAAAGAAAACCCCUUUGUAGACUAUUUAUUUUAGCACAGUGAAAACUGGCUGUGACUUUCGUUUGCAGUCGCAUGUGUUGGUGUUCAGUAGUAUUGUAAAUUCAGAGACCUUUAAGAGAGCAGCGAAUGCUGUGAUUACAUGCUUCCAAUAAAGCAAGGCUGCUGAAUGUGUCUGCUUCUGUAGUUUUCCCCAGCAAUCACUGAUAUACAGCUGUCACAGUGAUCGCUCACGCUGAUUUACCAGUCUAUUACAGACCUCUCAGGCCUGAACGGAAUGAAUUUCAUGUAUGUCAACACACUAUUUCUGUCUUGCAAGGUGUUCAGUGUAAGUAAAAUUAAUAAGAAUAUAUAGCAUUUAUAUUUUAGAUGAAAACACUUGUGGACCAUUUUACAUUUUGAGAAAAAAUAUAGACCACUGUAGGCCAGAAGGGAAUUUUUAAAAAAUCUACUUUAUUUGUUUCAUGAAGGUCCAUCAUGCACAUAGCACCUUUAGAAAUAUGUACUAGGAUGAAUGGGUCAGAGAACCCAUGCCAUGAAAAAGCCAUAAUGGGAUAAUGUACUUUUAUACCUUGCUCUUGCAAAAUGUGUAAUUUAACGGCUGUAUUGCUCUCUGAUGAAAAAGUACCGAUAUUCAAUGAGCUUCUCAUCUUACACUGGAAGAGUAUACAUUACAGUUCUGGGAGCUGUUAGCACAUUGGGGACUGCAUGCUGAACAGCUUAGAAUGAAAGAAAGAGGGAAACCA